This is a messenger RNA of Dermacentor andersoni, 1298 nucleotides long. RefSeq lists its product as uncharacterized. NCBI's taxonomy places the organism in Eukaryota, Metazoa, Arthropoda, Arachnida, Ixodida, Ixodidae. The record is from RefSeq and is a predicted model, not a curated record.
UAUUCUAUAACGAUUAUUUUCAUACUCUAUUCUUCCUGCUCUUCACCAUUGUUAUACACGAAGCCAGUGUUGGGCUUGACUGUUGGGUCUGGCCACUUGGCCCACUCAAAGGAAAUGAUGGCGCAUGCACGAAACCAAAACACAAUGUUUCAAUAUUUGUUACAUGAUGGAGUUAUGAUGAACAAAACAUUUCUGUACUAUAAGGCUGGACAAACCAGCCUGAACGUUAUGCGCAGUUAUAUAUAGACAACAAGUUCCAUAAGGCACUUAGACAGUUUCUUCACAAAGAAAGUUUGGACUCAAUUAUUUAAGCAUAUUAUACCGUAUGACAACCUGGGCGCAAUUAAAGAAGGGCAUCUAUUUCUCUAAAAUUUAUCAAAUACCUUUUGAGGCAUGUGUCGGUGUUGAUGGUGUCUUCUCUACCUUUCUCAGUUCUUAUCUCCCUAUGCCUCUUUUCUAAUUCCUAAUGCAGGCUAAUUAUUCUGCUUAACAUAGGUGCACUUUCUUCCUCUCUCUUCCCCAAAUGCCUGCGAUUAAGUGGCUGCCUUCUACACUUCGUGUCUUACAGCCCAAAUGUGCUCUCGAGGCCUUACGUGUGCUCCGAUUGCCGUUAUCUGAAUGUCGUUCAGCAGGGCCCAAAGCCGCCACUUCAGUAUUGCGGUCGACAUCACCUCGAGAACCCUCACAAACAUGGCACUUGUCUAUACGUGCUCAACUUCGUCGACAAGCGGUGCCUUUUGGCUAGCGAUGAGGCUUUUUACCCUUGCUUGGCUUCUUCUACAAACCACUUUUGCUGUGAGGCCCCCUCUGGAUUUAUGCACUCCUGAUUUGCCGCACCAGAGAUUCCACGUGGGAAUCCUGUUUCUUUGUAUACGAGGCGCUGCAUCAGAUUUGCUGGUUCAGCAGCUGGAUCACCUGAAAACCGACGUGCUUCACUGCCAUGACGACUUCUGCCUUGUGGACAAGUUGUGUCAAAGGGGUCAGCUGGAACCGGAGAUGGCAAAAUACCUCAAUGCCCACUUGAUGCGGGAACUUCGAUGCCUGGCUGAGUUUUGUACUACCCCAUCGGAGAACGAGCAGGAUGUUGGGGCGAACAGCACUGACAUCGCUCAUUGCAGGAACAGUGUUGCGCUGUAAAAUACACCUAAAUAUGUCAACCGGAGAAAUAGAAAGCGCAGCGAUUACAGAUAACGUUAACAACGUGGUAUUGAAGUUUUGAAUCGUUGACAGCUGGCUUGAUCACGUCAAAAGUCACUCGUUAUAAUACCUCAAUAAAUCAUUGGUUGACACUGACCGCU